Molecule: messenger RNA, 8203 nt
Organism: Spirodela intermedia
Lineage: Eukaryota; Viridiplantae; Streptophyta; Magnoliopsida; Alismatales; Araceae
Source: the annotation of a GenBank genome assembly
AUGGUGGUGGUGGCGACACCCCCGGCCGCCGCCUCGCAUUCCGUCUCCUGCAGCUCGCCCCGGCGGCUGGGCCUCGCAGGUGCCUCCUCCCGCGGGCCGACGCCGGCCAGACCACGGAGACCCGCCCAAGUCCGCGUCCCCCCCACCCUGGGGGCGCUGGUCGAGGCAACCAGGCAGACUUCGCCGGCUGUCGUCAGACAAGGCGGGGCCAUCGGAACAGAUGUGGGGAGCUACUCUAUUCAACUGGCCGAUCGAGGGAACGGCGCCGCCUCGUCCCCUGCAUCUCUCCGGGACCGCACAGAUGACAUGCAGGCUGAGACAAGAGCGCUGGGUCGAGCAGUUGGCGCCACCGUGUAUACCCCAGAGCUUCUUGCCGAUAAGUACGGCUCCCGUCCCAUCAAGGUGAGAAUCCCCAUUCGCUCUCCGAUUCUUUUUCGCGGUGUUGUAUGGCUGACGUCCGCUGUGUGCCAUCUUUGAUCUUUCUCUCUCUCUCUCUCUCCCCGUCUGAAUUCAGGUAGCUCAGAGGGCGAUGGAGAUAUUGACAGCGCUGGGCAGGUUCGCCGUGAAGCUGCUCUUAGAUGAACGUAGCGGGCAGCUUGACCAGAGGAAGCGCCAGAGAGCGGCAGAGCUCAGGGAAAUCUUCACAAGCCUGGGGCCUACAUUUGUAAAGAUAGGACAGGGCCUCUCCACCAGGCCGGACAUCUGCCCGCCUGAGUACCUUGAGGAGCUGUCCGAGUUACAGGUACAAAGCCCACGGGAAAUCUUUAUUCAUCGCCCAAUCCUGCAACCAUAUUGUUUAUCUUUGUGCCCUUCGACCACUUUCAUUCAUGCUUGAUGUUUCUCGCAUUUCUUGAUGUACAUGUCUCUUUCUUUCUUCCUGAAAUCGCUCAUGAGAAGAAUUUAGACUGCCUGCGACUCCAGUAAUCUUCAAAAAACUGCGGCUAUCCGCCCGCAUUUUUCCAAUAAGUCACUGAUACGUGUAGUAAACAUGGUAUAAACUAAAAAAAGUUGGCAUGGGCUGCUGCCUUGUAGGUGGGGAUGGAUAGGUCAAGACAGAGUUUUCAAGAUUGGAGCUUGUGAGUGGCCAGCAUUGGAACGUUCAGGCUCACGAACAUGUUUGGUCACCUUGUUUGAAGUUUUACCUGAGACGAACUCCCUGUCUUCUCUCCUUUUGCUUCUAUCAUUGUCUUAACUGCUUUCUGUCUUCUCCCUGACUUUCUCCUCCCUUAUGGUCUUGUGCAUAACCGACCCUCCUUCCUGAUUCUUGAUUAAUCUUCAGAAUGGAUGCGCCCUACUAUACCCUUGCACAGCAAAGUAAACUACGUUUCUCUGACAACUUUGUGAAUUAACUUGCCCUUUUUUCCUAUCUUGUAGUUUUCUUCUGCCCUUCUCUCUCUCUCUCCUUUUCUCUUCCUUCUAUGUUUCUUACUGAUUCCCUUCUCCUUCAUGCACAGGCUUCCUACUAUUCCUUCUAUCUUCCAUCAUAACUUUUUCUCUCCUAUUCUUCCCUUUGACUAGCCCCUUCCCUCCUCGACCUAGCCAACACUGUUGUAUGCAACCCCACUAUUCAUUGCACUCUUGUUGAAGGUGGGUAGUAGGAUUCAUGUUCCCUUGAGUUUCCCUGAUUUAUAAGGUGGUUGUCGCCAAUAUUUGAGGGUGAAAAAAUGGAAAUCAUAGUGCGUGUUUUGACUGAUGUACAACGAGGUAUGUCCAUACUCGAGUGUUAAAAAUACUGUUCACAUCCUAGUAAGAUAAAUCUGAGAUAUUCUUUGGAUAAAAAGUUUGUGAAUUCCUGCAAGUUUCAAUCAAUCAGCAUGAUUGUUUGGCAUCACUAUCCCAUGGUUAUGCGCAUCAAAGAUUUUAAACCCUAUAAGUCAUCUUGAUCAAGUUUUGACUACAGUCAAAUCAUGAUCCUUGGGAUGGAGUUUAAGGCCUAUCCACUUCCUUUGCCGUUGCUGCUACCACCUAUGCAUGCCACCUAGUACACUAAACACGACCAUUUCCCCAUUUUCGCAAAUAUGAAAAUAUUUUAUGCAUGUCCUUGAGAUUUAUUAGGAACUCUUAUUUCCUUUUAGGUGCUCAUUGUAUCCGUCCCUAUCGUUAUGUUUCAGUUCGUUUCGACAAUAAAUUGUCAUGAAAAGACAAGUUGGAAAAUAGAGGGUCAGGGACGAAUAGGUUAUUCACCCCAUUAUGGUGCCAGCUCUCACUGUCAAAAGCCCAUGUCUCCAUUUGCUUGCUACAUGUCACUGAAACCGGACUCUUCCCCCUCCUCCUCAUGAUGCCAUGCCUAUGUCAAGUAGUGCCAUCUUGGCAAGUAUCUUGGGUAUGAUAGGGACCGAAUCUCAUUGGAACUUCGAAGUUAAGCAUGCCUAAGUGAGAACAAUCUUAUGAAAUCAGCUCUAUCUAUCCAACUGGUGUAAGUCAAAUGGAUGGAUAUUUCUUUUAUGAUUUAGUUUUUGGUGUUGAGAGUUUCAUCCAUCUAUCUCCACACUUCUCCACUUUAUGAUUGAGUAGUUUGCUAUUUAGAUGGCAAAUGAGUGGAGGCUUUGGAAUAGUCACAAGUUCUCUGGGUAUUCACUCGCACAGCAUAUUUGGUAGAGGAUCUUCAGUACGUGUUAGCAAUUGGCCCAGCCUGAGAUAAUAAUGGUAUAUCAACAAGGACUAAGUUGUGUGGUGUCUCCAACUCCGUCCAACCGUUAGGUCCUUUGAAAGAAACAUGGCAAUCAAAUGCUUUGGCAUGAGAGUUUUUGUGUUGAUAAAGUUUUUUCUAUUUAUUUAAUUGUGAAAAACAGGGCAUGGUUGCUUUGGAGUGUUGGAAGAGGUCAUUGCUUUGAGAAUCUCAAACAAUGUGCACCAUCUCAACAUGUGCUUUUCCUCUGGCUCAGGGGGAUUCUUGUUUUUAGGGAGCUGAUUAUAUACAAUUGCUAGUAUCUUUUGUCCUUUUUUUCAUGCUUAUUGAUUUAUUGGUAGCUGUUGCAUCUAAGCAAAGAACUCAUUGGAAGUUACAUGGUUUAGACCCAGUCAAUAUGAUCCCAGUUAAGAAGGCAUUUGAGUUGGACCAGGAAAUAUGUCAGGCUACAUUGAUUGUGACUCAGGGUUUUUUUUUUCCUUUUCCUACCGCAUACAAAAGCUCAACUAUUUCUAUACCAUAACCAGAGAUAGUGACAUAACUAUUAGUUAUAUGCUUGAUAAUUGAUAAUACCAUGGACAAAAGUGGAGUCUUGAGUUUCGAAUGAGCCUCAGGGAGGCGAACAAAAUAAUUUUCUAGUCUUUAGCUGUUGUUAACAUGAAUCAACGCCAUUCCUGAUGAACAGUCUAGGGGUGCAUGUUUAAUGGAUCUUUUACCUUGAAAAUACUUGUUAAGUAUUAUUGAGACUACAUUAAAACUAUCAAUAGAAAGUUUUCCGCCUUCAAUUUUACUGGAGAGCUGAGCGCAUAGUUGCAGUUGGAGUUUUGAUACACCAGCUAGUAGAUCAAAGAAUUUUCUUGCCUUUGGCUGUUUUUAACUUGAAUCAACGUCAUUCCUGAUGAAGGAGAUAAAAAAGUCUAGGGAUGCAUAAUUAAAGGAUCUUCUACCUUGAAAACACUUGUGAAGUAUUAUUUAGACUACCUUAAAACUAUCAAUAGAGAAAUUUCCGCCUUCAAUUUUGACCGGAGAGCUGAGUGCAUAGUUGCAGUUGGGUUGUCUUGAUCUGCUGCAUCUUUUUCCUUUUUUUACCAUGAAUGAUUGUGAAAGCUGACAUGUGAUGUCAGUGUUUUGUAUUUUGUUAAACCUAUUUGAUCUUAGACCUAUAGUUUUCUAUCAGUUGUUAGGGGUAGUCUGUACGCCAAUCCUAACCAGGGGUUUUAUGUGGUUCAAUGAAUUCUGAAGUGUUUUCUUUUCAGUGAUUUUCUCAGAAAAAUUGAGAAAUCCAAAGCUUUUGGAGGAUUUACAGUCUCCAAAAGUUUACCCAUGACAAAACACUUUUUCCAGACAUUGUUAAUACCUUCUGAAGAAACACCCACUUGGGCUGCAAACCGGAUGAUAUGAUUAGAACUAUAGGAGAAUUAUUUCCAUUCAGACUUCAGUUCGUUCUUAUUCCAUCCAUGAGAAGGUUCUGCCAUUUUCGAUAGCAUUAUCAUAAUUGUCUUUAAAAUAAAAAUAUCAUGCUUAGUGACUAGAUUUGUCGGUAAUAAGUUUUGUCAAUAUUCAGUUUAGCUCAAACUUGUUUCUCAUUAGAGUUUGAGUAUGCUGUAGAUUAAUUUUUUUUAAAAAAAUUGUGUUGGUAAAGUUCUGGCAUCUCAUGCCACACAAGCUAUGACCUACUACUGAUGCCACAAAGUGAAGGGAACAUACAUUAGCUAUCUUGAAUAUUUAACAAUAAAUUUACGGGUAAGUCAUUAGUAUUGUGUCAACAAAAUGCUCCCGUCGGUUAAGCAUUUCUGACUUUUCUGUCAAUGUCGCUUACCAAAGCAUCAGCGUUUUCGUUUGAGCAGGAUGCACUGCCAACAUUUCCAGAUGCUGAGGCUCUUUCAUGUAUAGAGAGGGAACUGGGUUUGCCACUUGAUUCUAUUUACUCAUCAAUCUCACCAUCCCCAAUUGCUGCGGCCAGCCUAGGACAAGUUUACAAGGCACGACUUAAAAGUACUGGACAGAUUGUUGCAGUGAAAGUACAGCGACCUGGUAUUGAAGAAGCUAUAGGCCUGGACUUUUUCUUGUUAAGAGGCCUUGGUUCCCUGAUAAAUAAAUAUGUGGACUUUAUAACAAGUGAUGUUGUUGCUCUCAUUGAUGAGUUUGCACGAAGAGUCUACCAGGAGCUCAACUACGUCCAGGUACAUACCUUUGUAUUGUUUUCAUUUUUCUGUUGUGGGCUGUGCCCGUACUCCAGUACUAUCAGAGUGGUUGGCCAUCUACUUUUUUUCUCUUAAUUGCUUAUUUGUAUGCAGGAAGGACAAAAUGCAAGAAAAUUUAAGAAAUUAUAUGCUGACAAGGAAGAUGUUUUAGUCCCGGAUAUAUAUUGGGAUUAUACCAGUGCAAAAGUAUUAACAAUGGAGUGGGUGGAUGGUAUCAAGUUAAAUGACCAAGAAGCUAUUGAAAAGCAAGGUCUAAAGCUUUUGGACCUUGUCAACACGGGAAUCCAAUGUAGUUUGAGGCAACUGCUUGAGUAUGGAUACUUUCAUGCGGAUCCCCAUCCUGGCAAUCUACUUGCAACACCAGAGGGCAAACUGGCGUUCCUUGAUUUUGGGAUGAUGAGUGAGACUCCAGAAGAAGCUAGGCUCGCCAUUAUUGGUCACGUUGUUCACAUGGUUAAUCGAGACUAUGAAGCUAUGGCUCAAGAUUACUAUGCAUUAGAUUUCUUGGCUCCUGACGUUGAUGUUUCUCCCAUUGUACCAGCUCUAAGAAACUUCUUUGAUGAUGUUCUUAAUUCAACUGUUAGUGAAUUGAAUUUCAAAACAAUUGUUGACGGAUUGGGCAAUGUCUUAUAUCAGUUUCCAUUUACUGGUGGGUUUCUCCUUUUUCUGGCUUCUCUUCUAGCUGCUACUAUCUAUCAUGUUGUUUGUCGAUUUAGAUUGUGGAAGAGUAGGUCCAAAUUUUACAUUUUGGUGAAGUUCUAUUUAAUGAAGUUUAUAUGUUUCUUUCCUUCGAUUUUUCCAGGAUACAUCUAGAAAUUGUGAAUAUAAAAAUGUCUUUGAAUGUUUACUUUUGCGAACAGUAUAGGUAACCUAAUUUGCUCGUUUAUGAACAAUGUCUAUGUGAUAGUUUUGUGUUUUUGCCUUGUAUCUAUCCCUUGAUUGAUUAUGUGAUUGUGAGCAUACUUAUGUGGUCAAGUGUUGAUAGCAUAAGUAGUUUUUCAUCAGGUGGCUCUUCUUCAUCAAGUGUUGAUAGCAUAAGUUUCUAAGAACCUAGACUUCUCUUGAAAAAUUUUAUCCCUAAUUUUAAUCAUGGUCGUGGAAGCAUAUAGGAUAGAUGUAGAAUAUUGUUUAUCUAAGAUCAACUCCUGCAAAAUAGCUCUCAAAAGACUGGCUGCCUGUGACACAGUUUCAUCCAUAAAUUCUUCAAUUUCAGAAUACUUUAAUGGAUAAUUUGUUUGUUAGUUGUGCGAUCAUUUUUACUGCCUAGAGAUCUAAGAUUAAUUAAAUGACACAGGUGUUUGACAGACAUUCCCAAGACUGAUCUGAAUCAGCUGAACCAGUUCUGGAAAUCAAUUUCUAAAACCGUUCUAUGAAAAUCAUUGUUAUUAUUAUUGUUAUACGAUUAAAGAAGUCAUCCCCCCUAGAUCCCAACUUUGUCGCCCUUUUGUUAAAUAUUGACAUUCUUCUUGUCAAAUGAUUGCCUAGAACUUUAUUGAGUUGUGUGCAGUAGACAAAUCUAAACUCUUCAGUUUGACAGCAGCAAUGUGGUCACUCAAUCCUCCUGACAAUUUUCGCAAGGAUCUAUGGAUUUACUGAUAAACACCAAUAACUAUAUUGCUACCAUCACAAACUCCCUAGCCUAUUGACAGUACUUCUGCACAUAUAUUUCUUUGUAAAGGGUGUUCAAAGCUUUUCCUCUAAAGGGUGACGAAGAUACCACUUUCAUUACCAUCAGAGAACUAUGAUGUAUCUCUUUGUUCGCAAUUCUUCCCAACCCCCAUUAUACAUAACUUUUACGGUUCUAAUAUUUCUUAUAUAUAUUUGUCAUUCCUCAAAUGUGUUGUGAACUUUCAGCAGUCUCUCAAAAACGGUGUUUACUAUAAAAAUAAGAAAGUUCAUGUCCGCCUUUUUGAAUAGAAACAACACGUUCCCUUUCAGUUUUCUAUUCUUAUUCUAGUUUAUUUUUGACAUCUUUAUCCUCCUAAUACUUCUUUCUUUAAUGGAAGGUUACAUAGAGUGAAUUUGGAAGACUGUUGGCAGCUAAUCGUGUGUAUUCUAGUUAAUGACCUGUAUUCUUAGCCAUGCUUGUGAUAAGUGCCAUCCUUCUGUGCUUGACCUAACUUGGUGCAUUAUACUGUUUGCAGUUCCGGCAUACUAUGCACUGAUUCUGAGAUCACUUACUGUCCUGGAAGGCUUAGCUCUUUAUGCCGAUCCUAAUUUCAAGGUACUUGCAGCGUCAUAUCCAUAUUUCGCCAAAAGGCUUCUCACGGAUCAAAAUCCAUAUCUUAGAGAUGCACUUAUUGAACUGAUUUUCAAAGAUGGGAGAUUCAGGUAUGUCUGGGUCAUGUGAAGGUACCUACUAAUUUUGGAGUAUAAGCGAUAGCUUGACGAAUUUAUCAUUCACAUGAAGGUGGAACAGGCUCGAAAAUCUGCUUGUUCAAGGUCGUAAGGAUAGAGAUUUUACUACUAAAGAUGCUUUGCAACCUGUUCUUAAGCUAUUAUUGGACCCUGAUGGAGAGGAGCUUCGGGCUUUAGUUGUCAAAGAGGCUGUCUAUGUUACAGAAGCUGUUGCACUUGGCACAAUGAUUGAUACUUAUAAAUCUAUUCCUCAGUUUAUGAGAGCUCUAGCUCCUAAUGGCAGUUCACUGGGCCCUUUCAAGUUGAAGGAUGGUGAACAAGAACGAAUGCUGGAGUUGCGGGAUAGAGUGUUUAGAAUAUGGAUUCUAUUAAGAUCCUCUGAGAAUUUUGAUCCAAGCAUUCUUCAGCCUGUUCUACAGGUAUCUACGCCUUAAUUCCCUGCUAGCAUUUCUCAGUCAUUCUGAAUCUUUGGUAAUCAAAAUCUCUUCUUCCUUGAUUCAAUUAUCUAUUCCUUUUUUAUUAUUGGCAAGUCAUCUUUUAAAUGAAUUCGUCACCUCAGUAGGUUAAACAUCCACAUUGCAUCUACAAGCUACUCAAAAUACGUGACAAUAACGUUUGGCAGGAUGGAAGCAUUUUGUCAGGAAGUAACAACAUUGAAAGGAGAUUCCUCCCAAAGAUCUCUGACCUAUUUGUUUAGGCUUUGACUUGCUGGAACCGAUGUUGCAUGUUAAAUGUGAAUCAUUUAAAAGGAUAGCAUUUUCCUUUAACCGGAAUUAUCUCUAUUAUCUUGCCUAUCACUUUUUUACCUGGGUUGGUCAUUUUUAUUUAAUUUUUCUAAAUUAGUAACCCAUUGCAACUCUAAUGUAGAAAAGCAUGGCAUUGAUAGGUUCUGCAGGAGCCCGAAGGUCGUAAUCUUGGCGGACGGGUUGUGGGAGGAAUAUCACAACGUCUUGCUGCUCGUCUAUUGCAACAACUUCUCAUGUCUCCUGUCUCGGUCAAUGGAACUCCAUAG